Drosophila yakuba is the source of this 1693-nucleotide messenger RNA. Its product is annotated as aldehyde dehydrogenase X, mitochondrial. The record is from RefSeq and is a predicted model, not a curated record. NCBI's taxonomy places the organism in Eukaryota, Metazoa, Arthropoda, Insecta, Diptera, Drosophilidae. The transcript has 5 exons. The coding region runs from base 123 to 1580 and encodes 485 amino acids. Gene Ontology annotation, molecular function: aldehyde dehydrogenase (NAD+) activity.
AGCCAGUUAUCGGGCUCUAUAUAAAUGGGCAUCUGGCAGCAUUUCUGUUUCAGUUUCGCGACGACUCCCAUACAGCCGGUUUCUAGUCCAGUUCUUGAAAGUGUAUAUAUAUAUUGCUCAAUAUGGCCGAUCCCAACGCCAAGCCCAAGUACACAAAACUUUUCAUCAACAAUGAGUUCGUUGAUUCGGUGUCGGGCAAGACCUUUGCCACCUUCAAUCCGGCUACGUCCAAGGAGAUUGUGAAAGUCUCCGAGGGAGAUAAGGCUGACAUCGACCUGGCGGUGAAAGCGGCCAAGAAAGCCUUCCAUCGCGACUCGGAAUGGCGCAAGUUGAGUCCUCUGCAGCGCACUAAUCUAAUGAACAAACUCUGUGCCCUGAUGGAUCGGGACAAGGCGUUCCUGGCCAGCCUGGAGACCCAGGACAAUGGAAAGCCCUACGCAGAGGCGCUCUUUGAUGUCACCUACUCGAUCCUGACGCUGCAGUACUACGCCGGCUGGACCGACAAGUUCUUCGGCGACACCAUUCCCGCCGGGGGCUUUGUCUCCAUGACGCGCAAGGAACCUGUGGGCGUGGUCGGCCAGAUCAUACCCUGGAACUAUCCCCUGCUAAUGCUGGCCUGGAAGUGGGGUCCUGCCCUGGCCGUCGGAUGCACCAUCAUCAUGAAACCCGCGGAGCAGACGCCCCUGACUGCCCUUCACAUGGCUGCUUUGGCAAAGGAGGCGGGCUUCCCAGCCGGUGUGAUCAAUGUGGUCAACGGAUUUGGACCCACCGCUGGAGCUGCUAUCAGUGAGCAUCCUGAUAUUGCCAAGGUGGCUUUCACCGGCUCCGUGGACAUCGGACGGAUUGUCAUGCAGGCUGCAGCCACGUCGAACUUGAAGAGAGUCUCUCUGGAGUUGGGCGGCAAGAGUCCCGUUGUGGUCUUCGAUGAUGCGGACAUUGACUUUGCCGUGGAAACCACUCACGAGGCGCUGUUCUCGAAUCACGGCCAGAGCUGCUGUGCCGGCAGUCGCACCUACGUUCACGAGAAGAUCUACGACGAGUUCGUGGCCAAGGCAGCUGCCAAGGCGAAGGCACGCAAGGUGGGCAAUCCCUUCGAGGAGAAUGUGCAGCAGGGCCCCCAGAUCGACGAUGACAUGCUGACCAAGGUGUUGGGCUACAUCGAGAGUGGCAAGAAGGAGGGUGCCAAGUUGCAGGCUGGUGGCAAGAGGAUCGGCAACGUCGGUUUCUUCGUAGAGCCCACUGUCUUCUCGGACGUAAAGGAUGAUAUGCGGAUUGCCCAGGAGGAGAUCUUUGGCCCCGUGCAGUCCAUCUUCAAGUUCAGCUCCCUGGAGGAGAUGAUCGAUCGGGCCAACAAUGUGCAAUAUGGUCUCGCCGCCGGCGUUAUUACCAAUGACAUCAACAAGGCGCUGAAGUUCGCCAACAAUGUGGAUGCCGGCUCCGUGUGGAUCAACUGCUAUGAUGCCGUGCUGCCCUCCACUCCAUUCGGCGGAUACAAGCACUCUGGCAUUGGCAGGGAACUGGGCAAGGAUGGACUGGAUAACUACCUGGAAACCAAGACCAUUACCAUGAAACUGCUUUAAGCUGGAACUUGAAGAGUUUCCUGUAUCGUAUACACAAUAUUUGUAUUUUAUUCGCACUUGUUUUCGGUUUCAUGUUGCAUUUUAAAUAAAACUCAUGAAUUUAAGUUACCAGA